Messenger RNA from Durotheca rogersii, 540 nucleotides. RefSeq lists its product as uncharacterized. NCBI's taxonomy places the organism in Eukaryota, Fungi, Ascomycota, Sordariomycetes, Xylariales, Xylariaceae. Bases 1 to 540 code for a protein of 179 amino acids. The transcript has 3 exons. The record is from RefSeq and is a predicted model, not a curated record.
AUGACGUUGCGCGCCUGUGCUAGCGCGAGGCCGUUCGUUCCGCUUCUGGGAUUGUUCCUCAAACACAGCAGCCGGCACAGGAUUUCCGAGCUAGCGAUCUCGUGGCACACGCUAGACGUCAGCGAGGCGACGGUACGCAACCAGACCUCCCCAACCAACACUUGGCACGCCGAUUUCCCAGUCUCGGCUAACACAACGAACUGCGACAACUCGCAUCUGCUGGAUGAGAUCGUUCUUGCCAUCGAUAUUGUCAACACAGGCGGAGCUCUAGAGAUGACUCGGCCAUGUCCCCGGAACGCCAACAGGGGCGACUUCCUCGACCAAACCCCUUCCUGCUUCUUGCGGGUUAGCAGCCUACACUACUGUUCCGGCGGCGCCUGGAGUGAAGUGCGCGUUAAGAAGGUAGAUGAAGAAGUAGAUAAGGAGGCGAAUGACGAGUUCGACGCGCCGUGCCAGGAGACCGGCUACGGCGUCAUUGUUCAGCUCCAAAGCAGUAGACACGCCGCUGGUCUCGUUUGCGUCGUCUACAACUUCAACUAA